Molecule: messenger RNA, 549 nt
Organism: Dreissena polymorpha
Lineage: Eukaryota; Metazoa; Mollusca; Bivalvia; Myida; Dreissenidae
Product: fibroleukin-like
Exons: 2
Coding region: 1-549 (182 amino acids)
Source: RefSeq, a predicted model, not a curated record
AUGAAGGUUUAUUGUGAUGUGGACUCCAAGAACAAGGGUUGGUUAGUUAUUCAGAGGAGAAUGAACGGGUCAGAAGAUUUCAAUCGCAGUUGGGCCGAUUACAAAGCUGGCUUCGGUAAUGUAAAAGGCGACUUCUGGUUGGGCAAUGAGUUUAUCUACCAGCUGACUAAGGAAAAACCUAGGGAGCUGAGGAUUGAUAUUGAGGCGUUCGAUGGACUAAAGAGAUAUGCAUUGUAUUCUGCAUUCAGUAUUUUAUCUGAGUCUCGGAAGUAUAAUCUCUAUGUGGCCGGAUACAAUGGUGACGCAGGAGACAGUUUAGAACGUGAUCAUAAUAAUCAUAAUAAUCAGCCGUUUUCAACUUUCGAUGUCGAUAAUGACCGAUCGUCGACAACAUGCUGUGCUUGCAAAUACGAAGGAGACAUCUCUGAUGAGCAAUCGUCCUCCUCUAAGAAAGGCACAGAUGAUGACGUCGAUGAUGACAUCACGGAGGUUCUGCCCAUUGAUCGCGAGGAGAGUGACGAUGAUGACGCACUUCCUGUGUUCCUAUGA